ACCACCACCACACCCACACACACACAUUCUCUCUCCUCCUACUUUUGAACUUUCUCUCUGCUCGGAACAGAUACUCCGAAUAUCUUCUUCUUCUUCUUCAUCUGAGCUCAACCCACUUCUUGAGAGAGAAAAUUCACCUCAUGUGUUUCAUAAAGCCAUAAACUUGAGGAGUUUUUUCAACUUUCAACACUCUCUUGGCUUUGCCAAUCCUCUUGGAUGUGAAUUUUAUUUGAAAUAUUUUCUUUAAGCUUAUGUUAUGAACUGCACCGAAAGGUCAGCUUCAGCUUCUCACUGAAGCAUAAGCUUUGACGAGUUUGAAACAAAGGGGGCAUGCUACUUUUCGGGGAGGGGAAGGAAGAAGAUAAUUAUUGAUUCAUUUCAGGUUCAUCUGUGGGGAAAAGAUUGUGUUUUUAAUUUUUUUUUGGUUGCUCUUGAUGAGGAGGUGAAAUUUGAAGAAGCCUUGACUCUAGAUGCUUUUGGAAUGAUGAGGAGUAUUAAUACAUAGAGGAAUUGGGGUUUGAUUUUUACUAUGGAGAUGUUGUUUAUGUAGAAAGGAAGAUUCAGGGGAGGUUGGUUUUGUUUUGUUGUUGGAUUGAAAGAUUAUUAUUAUUAUUAUUUUUUUUGGAUUAUUUUUUAUUUGUGUGGAUAACGAUUGAAAUGAGGAAUUGGGGUAUAGUUUAAGGUUGCAGCAUGAGUUUCAGAGACAAGAACGUAGGAGGAGGAGAAAGGGAAUGUGAAGAAUCGGUGUUGGGGAGCAAUGAAUCAAAAUCAGUGAGGCAAAAUGGGUUGUUAACAAACACGCAGUUAACAAUUGAUGAGAAUCUUCUGGUUGACCCUAAACUGCUCUUUAUUGGGUCCAAGAUUGGUGAAGGUGCUCAUGGUAAAGUUUAUGAAGGAAGGUCAAAUUCCCUUGCAUGUAAGACCCCACAGUGGUAUGGAGAUCAAAUUGUUGCAAUCAAAGUUCUGCAUCGUGGGAGCACUUCAGAAGAAAGAGCUUCCCUUGAAAAUCGUUUUGCUCGGGAAGUUAAUAUGAUGUCUCGUGUCCACCAUGAGAAUCUUGUUAAGUUUAUUGGAGCGUGUAAGGAUCCUCUUAUGGUUAUAGUCACAGAGCUAUUACCCGGGAUGUCACUGCGGAAAUACUUAAUGAGUAUCCGUCCUAAACUAUUAGACCUUCAUGUGGCUAUAAACUUUGCCCUUGAUAUUGCUCGAGCCAUGGAUUGCCUACAUGCCAAUGGGAUCAUACAUAGAGAUCUGAAACCCGACAAUCUGUUGCUUACGGCAAAUCAGAAGUCUGUUAAACUUGCAGAUUUUGGUCUUGCAAGAGAAGAAUCUGUGACUGAAAUGAUGACAGCAGAAACAGGAACUUACCGUUGGAUGGCACCAGAGUUGUACAGUACUGUAACAUUGCGUCAGGGAGAGAAAAAGCACUAUAACAACAAGGUUGAUGUGUAUAGCUUUGGAAUUGUUUUGUGGGAGCUACUAACAAAUCGCAUGCCUUUUGAAGGGAUGUCGAAUUUACAGGCUGCUUAUGCUGCUGCAUUUAAGCAAGAAAGACCCAACCUUCCGGAUGAUAUAUCACCUGAUCUUGCUUUUGUCAUACAAUCAUGCUGGGUUGAAGAGCCUAACAUGAGACCAAGCUUUAGUCAGAUUAUCCGCUUGCUCAAUGCAUUUCUCUUCACACUCUCACCACAAUCUCCUCCUUUGCCAGAACCUGACAAUGAACCUGAGGUGGCUACAACAAGUAAUGGUACCAUUACCGAGUUUUCUGCUCGAAACAGAGGAAAGUUUGCUUUUCUUCGCCAUUUGUUUUCUUCCAAGAGGACCAAAAACUAACAGUGAGUGAUAAUUUUUUUUUUAUAAUUCCCUUUUGUUGUAGAUGAAAAGAGUUGCCAUGCUACGGUAUAUAUAAUUUUAGUGCAUUAAUUGAGGAACCAUUAUCUAAGGUGACAACUAGAAAGAUGUAACAUGUUCCAUAAAAGAAUAGAAUGUUGUUUAUAGACUUUUUGAAGGAAAAAGAAAAGGGAUUGUUUACAUUAUCUACUUGAUCUUGUUGUAAAGGAACACAAUGGUUUAGAUGUUUUCCUGUUUUAAAAAAUGUUAUUAAUUACUGUGUAGUAAUUCAUUGUAAA
Molecule: messenger RNA, 2129 nt
Organism: Gastrolobium bilobum
Lineage: Eukaryota; Viridiplantae; Streptophyta; Magnoliopsida; Fabales; Fabaceae
Product: serine/threonine-protein kinase STY13
Exons: 8
Coding region: 691-1833 (380 amino acids)
Biological process (GO): signal transduction; protein phosphorylation
Cellular component (GO): cytoplasm
Molecular function (GO): ATP binding; protein kinase activity
Source: RefSeq, a predicted model, not a curated record